Messenger RNA from Caenorhabditis elegans, 1129 nucleotides. It is a transcript of the gene fbxa-55, whose product is annotated as F-box domain-containing protein. The record is from RefSeq and is marked reviewed. The coding region runs from base 21 to 974 and encodes 317 amino acids. NCBI's taxonomy places the organism in Eukaryota, Metazoa, Nematoda, Chromadorea, Rhabditida, Rhabditidae. The transcript is spliced from 3 exons.
UUUUUCAGGAACUUUCUAAAAUGACCGAUAUCGCGCCGAAGACACAUCAGAAAAAUCUGGUAUUGCCAACUUUUCUCAAUAUGCCUUUAAAUAUCGCUAAUCUAGUUUUGGAAAAGAUGGAGACCAUGGAUCGACUGAGAGCGAGAAAAGUCUGUCGCAGUUUGAGAACUGCUGUCGAUAAAAUUGGAUUACGUUUUGACUACAUCUAUUUGUACUUGAGGAAAGAUGAAGUCGAAAUAUGGAGUGGAACUGAAAUCAUAUAUAAUACAGCAGAAAAUGACAGUUCGAGUUCGAAUGUGAUCCACAAUGAACAGACAAAGUUGAUUGACGGAGAAAACUUUGUGGAAAAAGCGGCCAAGGAUUUUAAGAUAUUAUCGAAGCACGCACGGAAAAUUGCAAUUCGGAACUUUACGGAAAACAGAUGCGACAUUGUUACAACUUUCAUUAAGAUUUUCAAAGCCGAAAAAUGUAUUCACGUGCAGCAAAUAGAACUUAGUUACUUUUCAUUUGAUGAAGUCCUUACGAUUCUUUCAUGGUUUGAUGCUAAAGUGCUCAAAAGUAUUGAAUUAGAUGGGAUAAAGUCAAUUGACCAAUUCGAAAGAAUAAUCCAUUUGGAGCAUUGGAAAAAUGCUGAAGAAUUUAGCAUUAAUAGUCGUAGAGUUGAGUGUACGAAUGCCAUUGUCCAUUUUUUCCAUUUCAAAUGCUUUUAUAUUUACAAAUUGGACGAAUUUUCAGCACAUACCGCGAUACAAAUAAGAGAUGAUCUUUUGAGAAGAAGUACAUUCCAAAGUUGCACGAUAUAUUUUGUCAGUUCAAAAAUAAAUCCGAUGGAAAUUGCAAAAGUAUUUAAAUCGGACUAUGGCAAUGAAUUUAAUAUCGAAUAUUCAAAUGGUAACGACAAAUUCGGUAUUUUUCUUGAAGAUUUGCAGUAUCUGAAUAAAAACCAUUUUAAAUUGAAUGUGAAAAGAUUGUGAAAAUCCCUAUUAGUUUGAUUGUAAGUAAAAAAGUCUGAAAAAGUGGUUCUUUUCCGAGAUUUUGUUUUGUUUUUCAUUUUACUAUUUUUUUUGGAAAUAAAUAAAUCCCAUUCUAUUCAUACUUAUUGGUACCAUUUUUAUGAAUAAAAACAUUU